AUGGUGUGGAGGUUAAAGACUCAAUUCCAUCACGACGAAGAAAAGUUGAAGGAGAACAAUAUCAACACGCUAUUGAACAACUGCUGGAUCGGGAGUAUUGACGAAGCUCGAAAACGAGCCGUCCCUGCUUAUACUUUCACGAAGAUGUCUGAGCUCCCAUUGGAGAUCCAACUCAAGAUAUGGGGGCGUACUUUAUCUGCUUGUAGAGGAGAACCCCGUAUGUACCGAAUAGACACCAUGACGGAUGACAAAGAACGCAUUCAAAUCUAUAAUCUCUCUCAAGAUUCGGGUCCAGGGACAAGUCGAGCAGUGGAACGACCACAUACGCGACUAGAGGAGAUCAAACAUAUGCUAGUCAUUCUGCAAGUGUGCCAGACAUCGCGCAUGGCUGCUCUCGAAGUCUGUUCUGUAUUGCAGAGCUGCAAACGAGAUUUCAAGGCAUACAGCACCCAUUAUCUACGCUAUUAUGCUACACGCUACGACAAGUUUGCCCUAAAAGGAUCUUGGUAUGAUCACAAGUUUCUUGUGGAUAUUUUGGCAAACACUAUCGAUGAGCCUCCAUCGAUUCAUUUUGUAGCAGAAGAGAACAGCUUCCUCUCCAUACAGCGUUUGAUUGUUGAUCUCAAUAUCUUUGCAAAAUUUCCACUGGAUCUAUGGGCACAGUUCUACAAUCUUAGGAGCUUGACAAUCUCAAUGCUCCCCGACGAUUUUCCCUCGAACAUAGACAUGGUGAAAAGCUUGAAAUUUUGCAAGCGCGUAGCAUGGGUUCGUGAAAAGGUUUUAUUCUCCCUACAGACAGCCAAGAAAGAGCAACGUCCAGACUGGAGGAUCCCUAAAAUUAAGAUAACGGGCGACUUUCAUGUUAGACCCAUAGACGUGGACGUUGGAAGAAAGGUGGGAAAGGCUUCCCAAAAAGAUGCGGGCGAAUUUGAAGACGAUGCUAUCUGGUAUCAGCAAACGGUGGCUUUGAUGACGCACACCAUUCCACAUGACGAAAUUCGACGGUACAAGCUUAGAUAUUCACGCAAAGUUAUCCUUCCAGAGUCAACAGGCCGGCCAGAGCAGCCACAUGAGAGGGCUCUUGGAGAAGAGCCUCGGCAACAAGAAAAGGGCUACUUUGUCUUUUCAGUUGACGUAUUGAUCUAA
Molecule: messenger RNA, 1146 nt
Organism: Mollisia scopiformis
Lineage: Eukaryota; Fungi; Ascomycota; Leotiomycetes; Helotiales; Mollisiaceae
Exons: 2
Coding region: 1-1146 (381 amino acids)
Source: RefSeq, a predicted model, not a curated record